AUGCACACAAACCCAUCCUCCCAUCCCGUACCCGUGAUCUCAGUGGAGCUUGGACCGAGCGCAGCGCCGUGCUUGGACAGCGUUGAGGUCUUUCCGUAUCUGCGCGAGCCCGUCAUCGAGAACUCAACACUGCCGGCGGACACUUUCUGCCAGCACAGCAAGAAUCGCAGUUCCACCACGCCUAUUUAUAGCGCGGGCCGACUGCUGGGACUGCGUCUGCGGUUCCAGCAUCCGCCGACAAAGUUGGACAACUGGAGCCUGAACCUAACGGCCAGCUAUCGGUUUCUGAAACGAGAUAACUUCAAGACGGAGGGCCGCCUGGUGCCGCACAGCUACUGUGACUUUUACUUCUUUGCCAGCCUGGCGGACGACGUGGGCAGCUUGGGGCAGGGCUACUUUCACUCGCCCCGCUUUCCCGCCCACUAUCCGGCACACAUCAAGUGCGCCUACAAGUUCAUCGGGCGUCCCGAUACCCGUGUGGAGAUCGUUUUCGAGGAGCUGCAACUGCCGCCGGUGCUCAGCGGCGGCUGUCAACUGGAUGCCCUGACCAUCUUCGAUGCCGAGUCCGCCCACAUGAACGCCGUACUGGAUGUCCUCUGCACGCCCUGCCCCACGCGUCGACUCGUGAGCAGCGGACCCGAUAUGCUGCUCGAGUUUAAUGCCAGCUCGAACCGCACGGCCAAGGGAUUUCGCGGCAAGUACAAGUUUGUGACCAACGGACAGGGGGGGCUGCCGUUGGCCCUGCCACCCCCCGCAGCACCCAUUCUGGAGGCGGCCAGUGUGGCAGCUAAGCAGCAGGAGAAGCUGCAGCAUCAGCAAUCGUCGUCGUCGGCGGCCAGGGUGAACAGUCUUCAGGCGGAUGCAGAGCUGUCGAAGCCCGGACGUUCAUUUGAAAAAUGCCAGCACACGUACGACUCGCGCGUAAACAAAAGCGGCACUUUCGAGUCCAAUCAGCUGUUCUUCAGCAAGAACUUUGGCGUUGCUAACACUGGCGCGAGAAGCAUUGCCUGCCGCUACGAUUUUGAGGCGCAACCGCCAGAACGCAUUCAAAUCAAGUUUCAUGACUUCAAUAUACCAACCACAAACGUAAAUUCUACCGAAUGCCAGGCAAAUGAUGCUCUCCACGUGAUGAUUGAAGUGGGUGGCAGGUACGAGACACAGGAACUUAUCUGUGGAGCCUUUCUGCCCAAGCCUCUGAUGUCGAAUGGCCCGCAAAUCCAUAUGCAGUAUUUUGGAAAGUAUCCACCUGAAAUGACCAACAAGGUUCAGUAUUACGGGUUUCGUGCGGAAUACAGGUUUCUCUCAAAUUUUGGCAUCAUGUCGGGCGUCCAACAGGGCGAGGAAUGCACUUUCGUCUACAACAGCAGCGAACGUAUCAGUGGGCUCUUCCAUUCACCGAAUUUCCCUGGGUAUUAUCUGGAGAACGUUGUUUGCAACUAUUACUUUUAUGCCGGCAGAGACGAAAGAGUUGUCCUGCAUUUCACCUACUUUGAUGUGGAGGGCAUCGGAGCAUGUGACCAUCAGACCGCCAGCGACUAUGUGGAGUUCUCGAAUUUCAUGAGCACCGAUCGCAAGUACAGUAAAUACUGUGGCAAGCUGCAGGACUUUGAAAUGCGUUCGGAUGGUCGAUUCUUUCGAGUCACACUGCACUCGAACGAUCGGUUUGUAGCCAUUGGAUUUCGGGCUCUUUACACAUUUGAGCCCAUUCCAAUGAAUAACUCCGUCACCGAUCUACGAGGCAACGCCUCAAUGCAGAGUUAUGUCUCUCAUGCACCCUCACGGGAUACACAUUUGGACAUUAUUGCAAUCAUAUCAUUUUGGGUGCAUUAUUCAUUUAUAAAACACAGUAUUUAAAAAUAUAUACGAAAA
Messenger RNA from Drosophila persimilis, 1869 nucleotides. RefSeq names its product suppressor of lurcher protein 1 (gene Sol1). The coding region runs from base 1 to 1854 and encodes 617 amino acids. Lineage: Eukaryota; Metazoa; Arthropoda; Insecta; Diptera; Drosophilidae. The transcript has 7 exons. The record is from RefSeq and is a predicted model, not a curated record. Gene Ontology annotation, cellular component: plasma membrane.